Molecule: messenger RNA, 1269 nt
Organism: Cavenderia fasciculata
Lineage: Eukaryota; Evosea; Eumycetozoa; Acytosteliales; Cavenderiaceae
Gene: tsg101
Product: Ubiquitin-conjugating protein
Exons: 2
Coding region: 1-1269 (422 amino acids)
Biological process (GO): protein modification process; endosome to lysosome transport; protein transport
Cellular component (GO): ESCRT I complex
Molecular function (GO): ubiquitin binding
Source: RefSeq, a predicted model, not a curated record
AUGAAUAUAACAGACAAGUUAAACUCAAUAGUCAAUUAUCUUACGACUAUUCGUAUUUAUAGAGACCCCCAAAGAGUAAAGAAUGAUACAACAGAAGUAUUUAGAUUUUUCCCAAACCUACAACCUUGUUGUGCACCAUAUAAUAGAGGAGGUCAUAUGGUAACAUUAAUAUAUUUAAAGGGUACAAUACCUAUUGUUUAUCAAAAUGUAACAUAUUAUAUACCAGUGGUUGUAUGGAUACCAGAGACGUAUCCAUAUGUGCCACCAGUGGUGAUGCUCGAUCCAACACCAGAGAUGGAGAUUGUAAAGAAUCAUCCACAGGUCAGUGACAAUGGAAUGUGUCAUCAUCAAUACUUGUCGAGUUGGACAUGGCAAUCAAAUAUUAGUCAAGCAGUAAAGUACCUAUGUGAUGUAUAUAGUGGUUACCCACCAUUGGUUUCAAAGAGUAAACCAGCUCCUCCACCACCUAUCCCUCUUGAUCCAAAUAGAGAUAGUCCUCCUCCAUAUGGAUCAUCACCUUCAACAAAUGGUGGAGGCGGUGGGAACUAUAGCAAUUGGAAUCAACCACCACCAACUUAUCAAGAAUCAAUUCAAAAUCAACAACAAUAUCAAGGACAAGGACAACAACAACCACCUCCACUUCCACCAAAACCACAAUCACCAUCACCAUCACAACAACAACUAUUAAGAGAAAGAGAACAACAACAAAAAAAAGAAAUAGAACAAAGAGAACAAUUGCAAAGAGAAAGAGAACAACAACAACAAAUAGAAAUAGAGACACAAAGAGAAAAGCACCAACGUGAUGAAGCUUUGAUGAAAUGUACAGAAAAGUUGCAAAUACUUUUAUCUCAAUUCUACGAUACCUCUUCCAAGGCUAUCGAAGACUAUUCGGAAAACAAUGUCCUACUCGCCAAACAGAGAGAACAUCUCGAAAAGGAAAAGGAGACACUCAAAAAGGAUACCGACUAUUACCAAGGUUUGAUUCAAAGCACAACCGAUCAAAUCGACAAGUUGAGCGUUUGGAUCAAAGAGAAUGAGAGCAAAGACGAUAUCGACAUUGAUGUUGUCUCUUCACCCAAGGACCCACUUUCCCGUCAACUUCUUACCCUAGUGUCUGAAGAUGCUACCAUCGAGGACAUGUUGUACUAUUUAGACAAGGCGUUACACUCGAAUCGUAUCACUCUUGAAGAGUAUCUUAAAAAUGUUAGAUCACUUGCUCGUGAACAAUUCAUGAUCAGAGCCACCAUUAAAAAGUUCAAACUCAUUUAA